Messenger RNA from Cylicostephanus goldi, 1047 nucleotides. The record is from the annotation of a GenBank genome assembly. Lineage: Eukaryota; Metazoa; Nematoda; Chromadorea; Rhabditida; Strongylidae.
CCACCUACCCCAAUAACGGACAGAACUCCAGGAGUCCUUUAUAGUGAUCAACUCCCCAUAGAAGCGGAGACGGAGGUGCGACCUGGAAACACUCUAAAUCGACCUGAGUUUGACUUUGAAGAGGACGUAGAAGUACCUGAAAGACCUGCCGCCUCACUUUACGAAUGCACGCACAAUGGAAGUCUUGACAUGUAUAAGGCCGCGCAACUCAUUCUGAAGCAAAGAAAAGAAGGAAGCUUUAAUCAGAAUGUCUAUGACGAAUUCGUAAGAUCCGAAGUUGCGUCGCGCAUACAGUAUUUUCGCAACGAUGGACUGUUUAAUCUCUCGGAUACAACCCUAGAAAUGCGUCUUGUAGGAAUAAGCAGCUUCAUGAUGGGUGAGAUACAAUGCGCGAAACUGGAUCGCUAUAUGCGUUUGGUGGAAGUUUCGGAAAGAAAAGAUGGUCCUCAAAGCAAGCCACUAAUGUCCGUCAAAAAUUUCACUAGGCAAUGGAACAUGGAUGGACCCGAACCUUUCGUGAAGGUGGCUCUUCAAGACAUGGUGAGUGACUACCAUCCGAAAGAAUGCAGCACCCCGUUCCAAAUUUUUGCCGGUCUUUAUCGUUUUCUGUUUAUGAAGAUUACCAAUCCUCCCCAGAAGAUACAGGAUUAUGCCGUGCGGUUAAAUGGGAGGAAUGGAAGGAACGACCUCCUCCUAGGUCUGCCCAUGCAGAUUGAAACGUUGCUACUAGAUUUUGGGGAGGAUUAUAUUGGCUACGGCCACAACGAGUUGAAAUCAGGGGUAGUGGUGAAUCCAACACAAUCAAAAUAUUUCAUGAGUCUGGGGACCACCAAUGAGGAGAGGGAACGGGCCCUCAAAUUGCGCACUGACGAAAGGGUGCUGUAUCGAAAAGAGCUGUUCAAGGGGCUACAACUGGCACUAAGAGAUGUGCGCUCCUACGUCUGGGACAACCGGAAAAAACAAUGGAUGCCCAACCACAGAAAGUCAAAGCGUACCCGACUAUAUGAAGGAGACGAAAACGAGGAUCCUCAACGCCAAUCCAGAUGA